GUGGCUAACGCCGUUGUUAAAACCGUCUAAAACGGCUUUCUCUCACUCUCUCUCUCUCUCUCUUUUCUGCAUACCAAAAACACAAGCACCUCCUCAGUAACCUCUCUCUCUUUCUCUAAGCUAUGACUCUUUCUCUCUCUCUAUCUCUCUAAAGCUCUUUCUCUGUCUCUCUCUGAGCCAAAAACAUGCGGUUUUGAUCACUUCAGGUUCGGAUUUUGUUGUGUCUGUAUUAUUUAUACGGAUGCUCGUCCUUCGAUGACGAUGAUAUAUCGAUAUUCUUCUGGUUUCGUAAUUUGGGAUUAUAUCUUCUUUUGACUUAAUGGUAGCGUUUGUUUGAGAGUAACAGAUUUUAGAGGGUUUGAUGGUGUGCUGAAACUAUUGACAGAGUUUUAGCUUCAGAGUAUGCGAGUCCAAUUGAGGGUGAACUUUUAGAACUUCAAUUGUGGUGUGUUUUAGAGCAUGGGGUCUGCUUGUUGCGUGGCCGCUAGAGAGAAGACUAUAACAAAUGGUUCAAAUAGUGAAAUUUUGCAUAGGAAUAUCCGGUAUUCACCCACAUGGAGCUUCCGAUGGGAUCACAGAGGGCGGGUAGCAGGCGAAGAGACUUCUAUAAGUUGGUUCUCAGAUGGAAUAAGUCGGAAUGAAGGAUCGGAAAAUAAAUAUGAAUCAGCAUAUGUAUCGGAGGAAGGAAGUCCAUUGGAACAUUUUAGAAGACGCCCAUCACAUAAGUCCUCUAUUUCUGAGGAAACCUCUGGGAAUCUGAGAACUCCUGCCUCAGAUCAGUCUAUUACAGGGAAUGUUUCCACAGAUGCGGGUCUAGAACAGGCAAAGGAUUCAGCAGACUCUCCAUUGUUUCCUUGUUCAUCUCCCACAAAGCUAUCACUUUCAUUGCCUUCAACUUCGUCCUUGUCUACAUCCCCUUUGUCAUUCCAAGGUAAACUGCCUCCUGCCAGCUCAGCCCCAUUGAAGUGGCCGAGGCAUUCUCCAGGAAAUCAACCGUUAAGGCAAGUGUCUGAUACACAACAAAUCUCAGAAUUGAAGUCACCAAAUAGCUAUGCAGUUUCUGAAGAAAGGGCCGUGCUGCCCUCGUGGAGCAAUGAAUCAGCCAGGGGCUCCCGUGGUGGUUCUUCAGAUGGUUGGUCUAUGCAUGCCUUUUCUGAACUCAUGGCAACUUCUAACAGAGAAAGGUGGUCUUUUGAUAGUGAAUCUUUUGGCUUUAACCGCGAGAAGUUAACCAGAUCCAGUAGCAGAGUUUCAGUUUCUCCUUCCGUUGAUUUGCAAACAUGUGGAAUUUGCUCAAAGCUUUUAACUGAGAAGUCUAUAUGGAGCAGCCAAAAGAUUUUUGCUAGUAAUGAGCUUUCUGUUGUUGCUGUGUUAAUUUGUGGACAUGUUUAUCAUGCUGAGUGUUUGGAGAAUAUGACACCUGAAAUUAACAAGUAUGACCCAAAUUGCCCACUUUGUACUUAUGGCGAGAAACAGACUCACAAGCUGUCUGAAAAAGCAAUUAAAGCUGAGAUGGAUAUGAAGGCUAAAAGCAAGAAAUCAAGGAGCCGCGUUGUUGAUCUUGACAGUGAUUCUGUUGUGUUUGAUCGCUUGAAAGGUAGUGGACAUCAAGUAAAUGGUCCUAAGAUGGCCUCCAGUUCCAGUAUGAAAAGCUCCUUGGGAAGGCCUUUUUUGAGACGUCACUUUUCAUUUGGAUCGAAGAGUACUCGAGUCCCAGAGAAUCAUUCUACCAGAAAGAAGGGGUUCUUCUGGGCAAAAUCUAGCAAGAUGUGAGCAUUUACUCGAAGCUGAUUGGGAGGUGAGCAUCUGUCUCUCCUUGUAUAUGUUGCUUAGAUCAGUAAACUCGGUAGAGAGAUUCUUUCAAUUCUACUUGGCACAAUUUUUUUUAAAAAAAAUUCAAUACCAUUCACAUCCCAUGUCAUGCUAUAAUGUUUCCCCUAGCUAUGUUGGGAACUGGAAGUUACCAACUUGAAAUCUCCAAUUGAACCCGAUAUUUUAUAAAAAAAUUCCAGUGUUGAUCUUUCUCUGCAAUCUCAGUUGGACAAAGAAUUGUCGAGAGUUCAGGAUUGUCACUCAUUAGGGCAUUGUAUGAUACGUCUGUAUCUGCAGACACCAUUCCCAAAUUUCAACAGAAUUAGCUUGUGGAGUUACACUGUAAAGAAGAGAAAAAAAAGAAAAGGGGUUAUAUAGAAGAGACAUUUCUUUAGAAAGAAGAAAAAAGAAAAGUAGAUUCGACCUGUCUUCGUGAAAUUUGUAAGCGCAUUCUUAUUUUGUACAGAUCAAUAUGUUUCCUGCAUGGACGUAUAGAAGAUUUUAUCUCCCCAAAAAAAAAAAAAACAAAAA
Messenger RNA from Ziziphus jujuba (common jujube), 2343 nucleotides. RefSeq lists its product as uncharacterized. NCBI's taxonomy places the organism in Eukaryota, Viridiplantae, Streptophyta, Magnoliopsida, Rosales, Rhamnaceae. The record is from RefSeq and is a predicted model, not a curated record. The transcript has 5 exons. The coding region runs from base 460 to 1773 and encodes 437 amino acids.